UCAAUAAAUUUGUUUUGGUCAAAAUGCGAGCUACGAGCAGAGUUUUUAAAAUUUUAUUUCAUUUAAAGAUCCACAAUUAGUUUUCAAAAUCAAGUUGCGCUUAAUUAACCAAUUUGUCGGUUGUACUGCAGUUAGAAAAUAUUUACACUUAUUUAAAACACGUGUUUGGAAGUUUGGUUAUUUUGUGUGUUGUGUGUCCGUAAAUAUAAAUUAAAAUGUCUGAAGAGGAGCACGUAGACACGGAAUCAAAUACAAAAUAUAAAGAAGGCGUAAAUAAAAAUGCCAGAUUGAUCAUCAAAAAUGUGUCAUUCAAAGCCACGGAAGACAGUCUCAAAGAGCAUUUUUCUCAGUAUGGCAAAGUUGAAGAGAUAAAUUUACUAAAGAAACCGGACGGAAAACUUGUAGGCUCCGCGUUUGUUCAUUACACGCAAGUUCCUAUGGCUCAAAAGGCACUGAAUGGAACUAACAAGAAACCAUUUUUAGGCAGACCUAUAUUUGUUUCCUGGGCAGUUCCCAAACACAAAUACAAUGAAGAAGCAAUUAAAAAUGGACAAAAGACAAGAUAUUUCAAUUAUGAUGCAUCAAAUGAGGAUUCUAAACCAGAGAUUAAAGAUGAAGAUGAAACAGAAAACAAGGAGGAAACAAAGGAAGAGAAAAAUCAGAUAAGAUUAAACAGAAGAGCUCGCCUCAUAAUCCGUAACAUUUCAUUCAAAGCCACUGAAGAAAGUUUGAAACAGCAUUUUGAGCCAUACGGCACUGUACAAGAGGUCAGUCUACUGAAGAAGCCUGAUGGGAAAAUGGUUGGAUGUGGUUUUGUGUUAUUCAAGAAUGUGCAAAUGGCUAGAGAGGCACUGGCUAAUACUAACAUGAAACCGUUUAUAGGUCGACCCAUAUCAGUAGAUUGGGCAGUUCCUAAGAAUCAAUACAUGCGGCACGUAGUAAACCAACAGAUGGAGAUGGAAGAUAGUAUCAAAAAGGAGGAGUCAGACAGUGACGACGAUACUCCAAUGAAUGUAUCCACGGACGAGGUCAAGGAUGAAAUCAAGAGUGAAUCUGGAGACAGUUCUGAAGAAGACGCUGAUUCAGAGGAUGAAAAUGUGAAAUCAGAGGAUGAUGAUAAAGGAGAUAGCGAUGGUGAUGAAAGUGAUGACGAGGAUGAAGACGAUGAGCCUGCCGAUGAUGAUAAAGACGAUGAUGAUGGAAAGAGUGUCACAAGCACACAGCCAGAUUUUCAACGGAUAAAACUGAACGACGCAGAAGACGGUUGCACCAUUUUCCUGACGAACAUACCGUUCAGCGUGCACAACGAACAAUUGCAGGCGUUUGCGGAGAAAACUGGCCCCGUCAAAUACGCGCUCAUAUGUAUGGACAAACUGACUGAACACUCCAAAGGCUCCGGAUUCGUUAAGUUCGUGAAUAAGGACGACGCAGAAAGCUUUCUAGCGCUGCCAGCAGAGCAGUUGCGGCUUGAAGGUCAGGUGCUAAUCGUGAAACCGGCCCUCAAGAGAGAAAACCUGCAGAAGGGUGACAAGAAACAGCCCAAGGACAACCGCAACCUGUACCUGGUUAAGGAGGGAGUGAUCGUGGCGGGUACGAAGGCAGCCGUGGGCGUGUCCGCGUCAGAUAUGUCCAAGCGCCUGACACUCGAGCGAAGCAAGACGCAGAUGUUGAAGAACUUGAACAGAUUCGUAUCCCGCUACCGGAUCGUGGUGUCGAACCUGCCCCCCAAUUACGACGACAACGCGCUCCGCCGCGUGUGCGUCCGCACUGUGGGCUCCCCCGCUGUCGUCACCGAGUGCCGAGUCAUGCGCGAUCUCAGGGCGCCCAUGGGCCGAGACGGGAAACAGCCGUCCAAAGGCUACGGGUUCGUGAUGUUCACUCGCCAUGAAGAUGCGCUCGCGUGUUUGCGGAAACUGAACAACAAUCCUGAUGUAUUCGACAAAAAUAAUAGACCCAUCGUAUCGUUCUCAAUUGAAGACAGAACAGCUUUGAACGCAAGAAAGAAGAGAUUAGAGAAGUCAAUAGCAAACAAUCCAUUAGCAAACCAAGAUAAAGAACAAGAAAACACACGUAAGAACAGAAAGAGAAAACAUAAUUCAGCGCCCGACGAGAGUUAUAUGAAAAAGGGACGAUUCGACAAGAAUAAAAAAGAGAACACCAGCAAUAGACAAAAUCGAUUUGGGAACCAGAACAACGAACAAUAUGAGUUAAGAAAGAGCAAACAGCAAAAUAGAUUUGGUAAGAAAAAUAACUAUAACGCUGAAACUAACGUUGGAAAGUUUGUUAGAAGGCCAAUGGAUGACGUAGAAUAUGCUGGUUUAUCAGCCAAAGAGGGUAGUCAACACAAAAUGCGAAGUAACCAUAAACUAAAAGCCCAAGCGGAUAUCCAUAGACAAAAUGUCAAACAGGAGAAGAAAGUGAACAAGAGAUCCCAAAGAUUAAAGAUGGCUGCCCGUGAGAGAAUAAAGCAACCUAAGCAGAAGAUUAAUAAAAAUAAAAUCGGCAAACGCAAUAAGAAAAGGAAGUUCAACAAUGAUUUCAUGUAAAAAAUUAAAACUUGUAAAAAAUGUAUAAUAAAAAGUUUCCUCAAAGUUC
This is a messenger RNA of Pararge aegeria (speckled wood butterfly), 2595 nucleotides long. Its product is annotated as RNA-binding protein 28. The record is from RefSeq and is a predicted model, not a curated record. Gene Ontology annotation, molecular function: RNA binding. The transcript has 11 exons. Lineage: Eukaryota; Metazoa; Arthropoda; Insecta; Lepidoptera; Nymphalidae. The coding region runs from base 216 to 2546 and encodes 776 amino acids.